Molecule: messenger RNA, 444 nt
Organism: Purpureocillium lilacinum
Lineage: Eukaryota; Fungi; Ascomycota; Sordariomycetes; Hypocreales; Ophiocordycipitaceae
Source: RefSeq, a predicted model, not a curated record
AUGAUGGCGCCGCAGCAGCCCCCGCCCCAUGUCCCCGUGGGCACCGUCCCCUCGUCCGGCGUCCCGGGAAGUCAUGCCCCGGGACGGGUCCCGAAUCUCGUUCCGGACCACCUGAACCUGUUUGUCGCGGGGACGAGCCACACGUCCCAUCCGGGGGCACCCGCGGGCUUCGCUGUACCGCAGCCGCCGCCGCAACAGCAACAGCAACAGCACCACAACCAGCAUCAGUACCAGUAUCCGUACCAGCAGCAGUACCAGUACCAGUACCAGCAGCAACAGCAACAACAGCAACAGCCGUGGCAGCACGAACAGCAGCAAGACGUCGAGAUGGACGACGGCCACCCCUACGGCGGCCAGCCGUUCCAUCACUACUACCAGCAGCAGCAGCAGCUCAGCCGCCAGCGCCGCCGGAGACAGCAGCGCGACCAGCAGCGGCGGCCGUGA